AUGUCAGAGAUGGGUUUAGCUGAAGCUACGAAGGCGGCUAAGAACCGCAGAACUAUCAGUAUCUCUAGAAAAGACACCAUGUCUGCAUUCCAGCUUUUUUCAAGUUUCAGUAGAAACGAUGUUCCAGUUCCAGUCUUGGACGGGGAAGAAGACUGCCAUGCAAGGUACAAGCGGGGGUUCGCGUUUUGCUGCUCUGGCGGAGCUUGGAGAAGGAGAGGGGACGAAGACAGGCUCUGCAAGACCUACCUUUUUGUGCUUUGUAUGGAGCGGUUGGGGCAUUUGAUUGAUAGAGAGGUUAGCUCGGGUAGAUGGAAACCAGUUCAGUUGGGUAGAGGAGUUGUACAAGCGCAUCCUUUCUCUUUGUUUUCCCUAUGUGUUCACUUUUCCCCUUUCCCCAUAGAUAGGGACUCUGUCCAAUCACCCAUUGAAGGUGAACCAAUGAAGAAAGAAGGUAUUACGAUAGGUGAACAGGCGUUGCGGAUUGUAUGCACAGCUGUCCCUGGCCUUAAGGCUUCGCUUCGGUGCAUCUUCCUUCUCACCAUUUCCUCUAUUAGGGACUACAGCAUUUUCUCAAUUACAUUGACCCUUGAUUCCCCUUCUUCUUCGUCUAUCGGUAAAGCGGUAUCUUUCGCCCGUUCGCUGCGUAGCAGCUCCCCUCUUCUCCUAUCGGCAUUUGCUUGUUCGCCCGCGGAUAUAAAGUCGUCAGCUAAUAAAGUCAGCUAUGGAGCUUCUCUGGAAAAGGGCCGAUUGGGUUUUCAAUCAGCGAUAGGACCGCCAAAACGUACGAUAUCGCUUGCUACUAUGGAAAGUCCAGUGCCUUCGUUUCACUCGUAUCCAUGGCAAGUCCCUGAUUCACUUCUCACUCUCGAGGAAGGAGAGCAAAGUGAGACUCAAGGUCCCACUAAUUUAGCUAAGCUUAGUUUCGUAAGAAAGUUGGCUAAAAGCACUCUGGGCGUAGUGGGGAUACGAUUCAACACCCGAAAUGCAGAGGAAGGAAGUUUGGACCAAAAGAGCGGAGGUUUAAUCUAUCCAACAAUUUCUUUUCAAAAGUCGUCCGAAAGGAAGGGAAGUAAGAGGGUCGAGUUUACGAGUUGUCGCUCCUCUGUCUUGAAGAAAGAAGCUCAUGCCAUCUCCUUUUGUAUCCACUAG
This is a messenger RNA of Striga asiatica, 1149 nucleotides long. Lineage: Eukaryota; Viridiplantae; Streptophyta; Magnoliopsida; Lamiales; Orobanchaceae. The record is from the annotation of a GenBank genome assembly.